Messenger RNA from Bombyx mandarina (wild silkworm), 1678 nucleotides. Its product is annotated as peptidyl-tRNA hydrolase 2, mitochondrial. Gene Ontology annotation, cellular component: cytosol. Gene Ontology annotation, molecular function: peptidyl-tRNA hydrolase activity. Lineage: Eukaryota; Metazoa; Arthropoda; Insecta; Lepidoptera; Bombycidae. The record is from RefSeq and is a predicted model, not a curated record.
UGAAGGGAAAUGAAUAAAAUGAUCAACAAAAUGAUUUAGAGGUUACCUGAGUUAUUUGAGAAUUUCUGUUUAAUAACUAUUCUCUCUCUGUAAUACGCCGAACAUAUUCAAUUAUUUACACACCUGCUUAUUGAAAACACUUAAAAUUUCACCUAAACAUAAAAUGACGUUCGAUAUGUCUUUCUACACUGGCUUAAGCUGCGGUAUUUGUAUCGGCCUAUCAAUAUUUGCGAUUCGAAAGUACAUGAAGAUGUUUUCUAAUGCCAGUGAAACUGUUAAAAAGUUUGUAUCGAAUGAAGAAUACAAAUUGGUUCUAGUUGUCCGAACAGACCUAAGUAUGGGUAAAGGCAAAAUAGCAGCUCAAUGCUGUCAUGCGGCAGUCGGAGCCUUUGAGAAAGCACUAAAAAAAGACCCUGAAGGUUUGAAAGCCUGGCAAAUGACAGGACAGGCCAAAGUGGCCCUUAAAAUAGACUCUUUAGAGGAAAUAAAAAAAAUUGCAGACAAUGCAAAGAAAAUGGGCUUAAUCACAUCUUUAAUACGUGAUGCGGGCCGUACCCAGAUUGCACCAAAUUCAAUAACAGUUUUGGGUGUAGGACCAGCACCGAAAGACAUUAUAGACAAAGUCACCGGUCACCUUAAGUUGCUGUGAUAAUUUGUUUUCAAAAUUGGUUUAUUUUAAGUAAAUUUAUUAUUUCUUAUAAAAAUUUUGACGUUAAUCAUAUGGAUGUAAUUGUAAGUACUACUGAGAGUGUUCCAUACAACCUUACACCAUACACCUUGGAUUACAUUUCUUCAUGACUGGACUUCUCUUAAUAUAAAAUAAGAAUAGUGUAUUUAUUGGUGCUUGCAAAAAUGUGGCAAAAUUGUAAUGUAACCAAGCUAUGAAGAUUAGUCAAAUCUAUGGAAUGAACUCUAUUUUUAUACAGCACAAAAUCCUGGACCCUACGAGAUGGUAAAAAACACAGGACACGUUUGGAGUGUGGUGCUGGAGAAAAAUUUUUUGAAUAACGUGGACAGAAUGUUGGACCAAGGUGUCCAUUUUUGAACAAAUAAAAUAGUCAAGCACCUCUUCUGCACAGUGUGGUCUUUUAUCCUGGCUUUUUUGGACAAGUGCCUGAGGUGGAAUCUUUCUAUUGAGUGCUUGGUGGUGCAGCCCAGGGUAUAAAGUGUGUGGCCGCACAACAAAUCUCCCACAAGGUGUACUGGUCAAGGCUGCAACAGAUUAUCCUCUACAUAUAAAGACAGACGUGCAGCUGGAAAGCAGGACAACCACUCUGCCAAGAGUGUAGCAAUGAAGGAGUGUGUUAGUGUAGAGUUCUAGAACUAUUUUUGAGCAUUGCACAAGGCCUCAAAGUAUGGUCAUUAAAUUUACUGGAUUGUUUAUCAACUCCACUACUCUUGUAGUUCCUAAAAUAAUUUGUAAAGAAAGCCAGUGAACACCCUAUGUGUCAUGGGAUAAUAAUUCAAAAACUCCUCUUUGCUAAAAACAAAAUAGAUGCAGCUUUAGAACAGCGAUUUACAUAUUUUUUGAAGGCUGGUCAUUGACCUACCUUAUUCUGCUGUAUUGUGAAAGCUGAUUAAAACACUAGUUCGCUCAGCAUUUAAAUAAAGUAGAAAAAGAAACAUGUUUUGUAUUGAAUGCAAAAAUGCAAAUUAUAUUUCAUUUAACUGAUAUCAA